AUGUAUACGCGUGAUAUUCAACCCAUUGAUCUCGACAAACGAGACGGCGCAAAGGACGUACUGUGCUUGGCUAUCAAAAGUCGGGACUGGGACAUUAAGGCUCAGCUGGAUGCCAUCGAAGCUGUUGUCGCAGUCGUCUAUCCUGGGUCUCUGUGGACAGCCAAACAAGUUGAGGAGCAAGGAAUGAACAAUAUUGUGUAUCUGGCCACACAGGUACAAGGUCAAAAGUCGCUCCCCCACAAGUUGGCCAGUCUGGACCGAGUGAUUGUACGGAUCGCACACAAGAGGAACCAUGAUACCCCCAAGGACUUUGAGGCGGAGAUUGCAGCGAUGCGCCACGUAUACUGUCACACACAAAUCCCUGUACCCAAGGUGUUGGCCUAUUCAAUUGAUGAUCACAUUUCAGUCAUGGAGUUCAUUUCUGAAGGAAUGCGCCUGAAUCGUGCAUGGCCAAAGCUCACCCCAAUGGCCAGAAAGCAAACUGUCCGUGACUAUGCCAGAAUUAUUUCCGAGCUGCACAAAGUGGACGGCUACAAAGGAAUCGGCUCACUGCAGAUUGAGAGCGGCUGCGGACUGACUCCCCUGAGGCCGCCGUCACUCCCCAACUCCGAUCCUAGCACAAAGCCGCUGGAAACGACGUUCAAGAAUGCAGAAACCCUCUUGAAGACGGUCUUGCAGACGCGAUCAGAUUAUCUUAAGCAGGCCGACCCGAAUGACAGAAAGGGCCUUCCUUAUUGGGCGGACUUGAAAGACGCCCAAGAAGUCUAUGAGGCGCUGCUUGAGCGACUUCCGCGAAUUUGCCGCCCUGUAGACGAUUGUCCCCGGAUGUGUUUACGUGCUUUGUGUCUGAGGGGAAUUUCUAGGAAUAUUAUCGUCAGGCCCUCUGACGGUACCAUUGUGGCCGUGAUCGACUGGGAAAAGGUCAACAUACUUCCCGCCGCUCUUCUUUCGUGGCUACCACUUUUCUUGACCGAGGGACUCUCAAAAACAGAGUCUGUAGCUGCCGUUCAGGCGUACCGCCAAAUUAUCAAGGAAACUGAUCCGGAUCUCCUCGUCUAUUUCGAUCCCAGCUACGACGAUUUCCGGGAGGUCGCGUGGGUGGCGGCGAUGGAUGUGUGGUACAACAUGGAGACCAGGGAGAUCAUGAGUAUAGUUCAAAGGACCCCCUAG
Messenger RNA from Dacryopinax primogenitus, 1170 nucleotides. RefSeq lists its product as uncharacterized. The record is from RefSeq and is a predicted model, not a curated record. The transcript is spliced from 5 exons. The coding region runs from base 1 to 1170 and encodes 389 amino acids. NCBI's taxonomy places the organism in Eukaryota, Fungi, Basidiomycota, Dacrymycetes, Dacrymycetales, Dacrymycetaceae.